Messenger RNA from Phoenix dactylifera (date palm), 862 nucleotides. NCBI's taxonomy places the organism in Eukaryota, Viridiplantae, Streptophyta, Magnoliopsida, Arecales, Arecaceae. The record is from RefSeq and is a predicted model, not a curated record.
GGGUGUCGUCCGUUCUGUUUUAAGAGAACCGAUAAGACCUCUCCGCCACCUUGGUCUCUGUCUCUCUCUAUAUAAACAAACCGGAAGGGGGCGAGUGUUGUAUCUCGAGUAUCUUUGGGCUGUUCGUUUGGAUUUGGAUGCAUGGCGAUUUCGAUGGGGACGUUGGGAUCGAUCGGUGCUUCUUCGUCGGCGAGCUGGGUAGGGGGGCGGACUACCUGGGGGAGGAGGAAGGGGGCGGAGAGGGGGGUGUGGUGCUCCGCCGCUGCCGUCGGGAGCUUGAGGGAGCAGUACCGGACGCUGAGGAUUGAGCCCGGCGCCUCCGAGAAGGAGGUCAAGAAGGCUUUCCGCCAGCUCGCUCUACAGUACCAUCCGGACGUGUGCAAAGGUGGCAAUUGCCGUGUCCAGUUCCACCGGAUUAAUGAAGCCUAUGAUAUUGUGAUUAGCAGUUUGAGAGAAGCCGAGGAGGAAGGAGGCGAGCAAUGGGAAUCACAGGAGUGGAGCGAGGACGGCUAUGGGGACGAGCCAAUGAGGGGAAUGUGUGACGCAAGCUGGGACUUGUGGGAGGAAUGGAUGGGGUGGGAGGGGGCUGGCAUCAGGGACUACUCUUCCCACAUCAACCCCUACAUCUGAGCAAUUCCCUCCUUCUGAUCUUCUCUAGGCUUCCUUCAUGAAGACAAUGUACAUAGUCUCUCUCAUUUGGAAUUUUCAGCAAUUGUGGAUGUAAUAUGUAAAUAAUUUAUAAUUUACACCCUCCCUACCUUUCCUAAUUGUAGGGUGGGAAGGGUUUAUAUUAUUUCAACAUUUGUCCUUCACUUGUUUGAUCCAAUGGAGAUGCAGCUUGAGGUGGGGAUCCAUAGUCUAA